Molecule: messenger RNA, 1254 nt
Organism: Trichophyton benhamiae CBS 112371
Lineage: Eukaryota; Fungi; Ascomycota; Eurotiomycetes; Onygenales; Arthrodermataceae
Product: DUF6 domain protein, putative
Exons: 2
Coding region: 1-1254 (417 amino acids)
Cellular component (GO): membrane
Source: RefSeq, a predicted model, not a curated record
AUGUCCGCCGCGGGAGCUUCGAGCUCUCCCGCACCGCCGGAAGAGCCUUCAAACGCCGCCAAAGACACCCCCGGCAGCGCCAACCAAAGCCAUGAAGACAAUACCAGCUCGGAAACCUCCAGCAAAUCAUCCGGAUGGCUGCAAAGGACGCAUCAGAUGUGGUUGCAGGGUAAAGGCAUGCUGCUCGUCCUGCUCGCGCAGUUCUUCGGUGCCACGAUGAACGUCAUGGCCAGACUGCUUGAGCAAGACGGACCUCACGGCAAAGGCAUGACGCCGUUCCACGUCAGUCUCUUCCUCAUUCUUCUUCUAACUACUCGUCCUCUCGUUGUCUUGCUACGCGUGCUCAGCUUGUACUACUCCCUCAUAUACCUACCGCUAUCAGAGGCUACCGUCUUGACCUUCCUCUGCCCCAUUGCCUCCUGCUACGUCGCCUCGUUCAUCAUGCCAAACGAGAAGUUCACAAGAAGCCAGCAGCUCGCGGGCGUCAUUUCGAUCCUGGGGGUCAUCCUCAUUGCCCGGCCGGCGGCUCUUUUUCCCAAAGAACCUCACGCAAAGGCAGCCACGGACCUCCAUGACUCAACCCUUCUAUUCGACACUGCUGUCAAAGAGCCCAGUACCAAACAGCAUCUGAUUGCUGUUGGAGCCGGCCUGGUGGGAGUCAUGGGAGCUACGUCGGCAUAUACCCUAAUACGCAAAAUUGGACCGCGUGCCCACCCGCUAGUCAGUGUCAACUACUUUGCCCUCUUGACCUCGGUGAUGUGUCUCCUGGCCGUUCUAGUCAUCCCAGGAGCUGAGCUGAGAAUGCCAGCAAACACCAACGAGCUGCUUUUGCUCCUUGCCUUGGGUCUCUGUGGCUUUCUCUUCCAGUACCUGGUUACUGCGGGUCUUUCGUACGUACCGCCAAAGAUUGAUGGGAAACCAUCUACACAUGGAUCUAGUGCUACCUCCAUGAUUUACCUGCAGAUUGUCUUUGCUCUCUUUUAUGACAAGGUGGUAUGGAACACUACCCCAUCGUCUACAAGUUUGCUAGGCUCUACAGUCAUUCUGCUGAGUGCAUUGUAUGUCGCACUUGCGGCUGGAAAGAGUAAAAAGAAGGAUACGAGCAGCCAGACGAAGCCGGGAGAAACGCAGAAUACCAAUGGGAACCAUGAUGUCGAGGAUCAGGCUUUGCCUAAACCAUGGAAAGCUCGGGAUCGUUCUUCGGCCAGUGAAGGCGAAACAGAAGCCUUGCUGGGUCAACACAGAAAUGAUUGA